AUAGAGUUGAGUGUUGGACUGCACCUUUAACGCCUCUGCACGCGCCAUAGCGGUUGUGUCCAAUUAGUGUGUAGGUGGAGCACAGGAAGAAACAGACAGACAGGCAGGCAGGGUUUUUUUUCCAGUUCCUGGACGCGGAGAAAAACGUGUCAAGUUUUCUUCCAGUUGCACAAAGUAAGUCGCAGCCAGCAGCCGGUCGAUGAAGUCCGACGGAGUUGGAGGAAGAUUUCCCGAUGAUUGAAGUAUCGAUACCGUCUCUGGAGAGGGAAGUGGAUGAGUCGGGGAAGUCCAGAAAGCUUUUCAGAGUGGAAGUCUUGUUUCACGGGAGGAAACAUUAUGUGCUCAGAAGAAGCAGCGAAUUCCAGACUCUCCACAGGAAACUCAGGAAGAUCACCCAGACUCCCGACUUCCCGAGCAAAAGGAACCCCCAUCUGAGGACCAAACCAGCGGAGCAGAGGAGGCAGGAGCUGGAAGACUACAUCCAGGAUAUCAUCUAUCAAGACGAAGACGUUCCACAGGUUCUGCUGGACUUCCUCCAUGUGAAACACUUUCACACGGGGAUCAAGAAGAGCAGCAUGGAAUCAGUUGAUGAAUUGGACCGUCAGGAUUACAGUUAUCCGUUACCAAAUCAGCCAGUGUUGGGAUUUCUUCAGGAUCCUUAUCUCUCUGACUGCACAUCAGAUCUCCCAGAUAUUGUUGUGGAUGGGGUUCUUCAGGGUUUUUAUCCCAGGGACGUCCGGGUCAGCUUCACCGCCCCAAUUCUCACAGAGCCCGACCCCACCACUUCGAUAGAGGCCUAAAAUUAUAAUUAGAUGUAAGAUUCAAUGUUUUAAAAUAGAAUAUACAAUACAGUCAAAUACACAAUGCCAGCAAGAAAGAUAAAUGAAAAAAGCCAUUGGCAUACACUUGCAUACAUGACACAGAAGAAAAAGAGCCUGAAAUAGGUCACCGUCUCAGGUAGUGCACCUGAAUCUCAUUGUAUGUAAACACAAUGACAAUAAAGGAAUCCUAUUUUA
Messenger RNA from Perca flavescens (yellow perch), 1016 nucleotides. RefSeq names its product sorting nexin 22 (gene snx22). The coding region runs from base 234 to 800 and encodes 188 amino acids. Gene Ontology annotation, molecular function: phosphatidylinositol phosphate binding. The record is from RefSeq and is a predicted model, not a curated record. The transcript has 7 exons. Lineage: Eukaryota; Metazoa; Chordata; Actinopteri; Perciformes; Percidae.